CCCGGGGCCGCGCGUAGCGGGACCGAUUGCCCAGUACUCCCGCAGGGGCCUGGGCCCCCGGAUAAAUACCGCCCGGCCGGCCCGAAGCAGCAGGCGAGAGCGGCGGCCGCGGUCCUCACCGCACCACCAGCCCGGCUCGCCCGGGGCUCUGCGCCCCGAGGCCGCUACCCAGGACCUACAGAGGAACACCUCUUUGAUCUUACCUUACGAUGGAAUUUAAAAAGUCACCUGAUGGUGGAUGGGGCUGGGUGAUUGUGCUUGUCUCCUUUUUCACUCAGUUUUUGUGUUACGGAUCUCCGUUGGCUGUUGGAGUCUUGUACAUAGAAUGGCUGGACACCUUUGGUGAAGGGAAAGGAAAAACAGCCUGGGUCGGAUCCCUUGCAAGUGGAGUUGGCUUGCUUGCAAGUCCUGUCUGCAGCCUCUGUGUCUCCUCUUUUGGAGCAAGACCUGUGACAAUCUUCAGUGGCUUCAUGGUAGCUGGAGGCCUGAUGUUGAGCAGUUUUGCCCCCAAUAUCUACUUUCUGUUUUUUUCCUAUGGCAUUGUUGUAGGACUCGGAUGUGGUUUAUUAUACACGGCAACAGUGACCAUUACGUGCCAGUAUUUUGACAGCCACCGAGGCCUUGCCCUUGGCCUGAUUUCAACAGGUUCAAGUGUUGGACUUUUUAUAUACGCUGCUCUGCAGAGGUUGCUGAUUGAGUUCUAUGGGCUGGAUGGAUGCCUGCUGAUUGUGGGUGCCUUAGCUUUAAAUAUAUUAGCCUGUGGCAGCCUGAUGAGACCCCUUGAGUCUUCUGAUUGCCCUUUGCCUGAAAAAACAGCUCUGGAAAGUGUACCAGAUCGAUACUCCAUUUACAGUGAGAAAGGAAAGGACCUGGAAGAGAACACAAACGUUCUUGGAAAGAGCUAUGGUGCUGAGGAAACACGCAAGAGCACCUUGGCCAGUGGUGGCCGCAAACAGGAGAGUCUACUUCAUAAAAACCCAGCAACAGUGGCGCACGCAAAAGAGGCUGAAACAUACAAAAAGAAAGUCGCAGAACAGACAUAUUUUUGCAAACAGCUUGCCAAGAGGAAGUGGCAAUUAUAUAAAGACUACUGUGGAGAAACUGUGGCUCUUUUUAAAAACAAAGUAUUCUCAGCCCUCUUCAUUGCGAUCUUCCUUUUUGACAUCGGGGGAUUUCCACCUUCUUUACUUAUGGAAGAUGUGGCAAGAAGUUCAAAUGUGAAAGAAGAAGAGCUUAUUAUGCCUCUCAUUUCCAUUAUUGGUAUUAUGACAGCAGUGGGUAAACUCCUUUUAGGGAUACUGGCUGACUUUAAGUGGAUUAAUACCUUACAUCUUUACGUGGCUACCUUAGUAAUCAUGGGCCUGGCCUUGUGUGCAAUUCCAUUUGCCAAAAGUUAUGUCACAUUGGCAAUACUUUCUGGGAUUCUAGGGUUUCUGACUGGUAAUUGGUCCAUCUUCCCAUAUGUGACCACAAAGACUGUGGGAAUUGAAAAAUUAGCCCAUGCCUAUGGGAUAUUAAUGUUCUUUGCUGGACUUGGAAAUAGCCUUGGACCACCAAUUGUUGGUUGGUUUUAUGACUGGACCCAGACCUAUGACACCGCGUUUUAUUUCAGUGGCUUCUGCGUCCUGCUGGGAGGCUUCAUCCUGCUGCUGGCCGCCUUGCCCUCCUGGGACACAUGCAACAAGCUGCUGCCCAGGCCGGCUCCAACAACCUUUCUGUACAAAGUUACCUCUAAUGUUUAGAGGAAUAUUGGAAGGCGCUACAGACUUUUCUCAUAGCAGAAUUUCACUGUGGCUGACUCUGAAUGAAAUUUUUUUUUUUUUUUAACAAAUCCUAUUCUCUAUGUACUGUAUAUGUAGCUUCUAUCUCCCGUAUAUAUUUUUUCCCUUUUUUUCUUUUUCCAAGAAGUGGGACUCAUUACUCAUGAGUUCUUGAUGAUGUAAAAAUUUUGGCCUGCCUCGGAAGGCUUUCUCUGCGUAAAGAAAUAUAAUUUUUCUGUAGGCUCCAUUAGUUCCACUGCAAGGCACCCGGAGGGGGCUCUUCUAUUUUAAAACUGAUGCAGGCAGCAUGAUGAGCUCUAUGUGAAGGCCACUAGGGACUAAAUCACUCUCUUCUCUAUGUUAGACUGGCUGGUACAUGAAAACAGUUACUAAAAUGGCAUUAAGAAUUGCAGUGGAGCAAGCCGAUCUUUUUUUUCUCAAAGCUAUUUUGAAUUACAGUCACUAGUUUUCACUAUUUGAUUUUAUUUCCCUUGAGGCAGCACCCCAUGUUCGGACCCACUGCGCUUAAAUCGUUUCAUUUCCUAAGUUGUUUGCUGAGAGGCAGGCAGUCUCCAAACGGGGGCACUCACCACAGCCUUGCUCAUGGUUGGCUGCCAUAACCAUGCUCACUCUUUGUCAGCAUCCAGUCAACUGAUGUUUCCCAGGAAGUGCUGAUUUUACCUGUUUCCAAAUUGGAAAUGCGUAAACCAUUCCGCUCUGGCAAAUGGGCAACAUCCAUUUGCUUCGGGCACAGUGGGAAUGAAUUGCAAAUCCUUGCAUAACUUCUCAAUGAACCGUUUAUUUGCUACUAUCAGAUUUUACCACUAUCAAAUUUUAAUUCAAGGGUAGAACUAAAACGUGUGUGUGUGUGUGUGUGUGUGUGUGUGUGUACUCCAAGUCUGUGUGGGACAUGGAAAGAGAAGAAGGCAAUAAGAAAUUCAUACCCUGAUCCAAGUUUAUUCAAUCUUAUAAAAAUUUUUGGAAAAAAAUCAAUGUUUAAUAAAUGGACAUUUUCCUAAAGAAAUAUUUUUUGACUUUGCUAUAUGAUAGAAUCCGCUAGAUCUUUUAAAAAAUAUAGUUGCCUGAGCACUACUCUUAGAGAUUUUAAUUCUGUAGGUGUAGGCUGUGGGCCAAGCCUCAAUAUUUUUAGUGAGCUCUUCAAGGAAUUCUGACAACAGAGCCGUCGAGAAUGGCUGUUAUAAGACUGGCAAUAGAGAAAGAGUCAUUCUCUUAAAUAAAAAACAAAAAAGCAAUAAACCAUUGAGGUGAGGUGUUUUUAGAAAUAGCCAACUGUGGUUCUUUAAAUAGGACGCACUCUUAUUGUGCCAAAAUUUUCUUUUCAUUUCUUUUGAAAUAUGUAAGAUUUUAUACUUCUAUGUUGCCUUUCUUGGAAGGCGCCUAAAGCACUUUAUAAGCAUGAAGCCCCACCACACCUCAGUGAAGUAGGUAAGUACUAUUUUUCUAUGGAGUAAACCUGGAGUGUGGGGGAAUUUCAUAACUGAGUUAAUCCUACUCAAUAAUGCAAUAAUGGGGCUCCAAAGUGCCUUGGACUUCUACUCCAUACUCAGACUUCUGGAAAGUUUUCUGUACCUCAUUCUUUAGUUACUGUCAAGGUUAGUAAAUAAAAGAAGUGACAUUUUAAAAAUUUAAACUAAAUGUUUUUGUGUUGAAAGUUCCUUUUUGCCAAUAUUAUAUUCAGGAAAUCCUAUAACCUGAAAAAUUUAACUUUCACAACAUCCCCACAUUCAUCAAUGUUGAUAAUUGUCCAAAUGCAUCUUCACUCUGUCUACUAAUGUCAUCCAGUGUGUGCAUUUUCCGUUGUCUAGGGAAUGAAUUUUAUGUUACAAUAAAAUAUUUUUUUGGUUUGUUUUGCA
Messenger RNA from Leptonychotes weddellii (Weddell seal), 3634 nucleotides. RefSeq names its product solute carrier family 16 member 9 (gene SLC16A9). Lineage: Eukaryota; Metazoa; Chordata; Mammalia; Carnivora; Phocidae. Gene Ontology annotation, biological process: transmembrane transport; monocarboxylic acid transport. Gene Ontology annotation, molecular function: monocarboxylic acid transmembrane transporter activity. The record is from RefSeq and is a predicted model, not a curated record.